CCGAUGCCUGGAGCAGGUCGGGGGGGGGGCACUGCUCCUUCCCUCCCUGCCCCCUCUCGCCCCUCCAGGCACUACCACAGCAUCGAGGUCUUCACCCACUACGACCUGCUGACGCUCAACGGCUCCAGGGUGGCUGAGGGGCACAAGGCCAGCUUCUGCCUCGAGGACACCAACUGCCCCCCAGGGCUGCAGCGGCGCUUCGCAUGUGCCAACUUUGGGGAGCAGGGCGUGAGUGCGGGGUGCUGGGACACCUACCGGCACGACAUCGACUGCCAGUGGGUGGACAUCAGCGACGUGGGGCCUGGCAGCUACGUCCUACAGGUGGUCGUGAACCCCAAGCACGAGGUGGCAGAGUCUGAUUUCUCCAACAACGUCAUGAGGUGCCAGUGCAAGUACGACGGGCACCGCAUCUGGCUGCACGGCUGCCGCACAGGGGACCAGUACGGCGCCGACGCAGUGCGAGAGCUGGAGCAGCAGCAGCGCCUGGCCACUAACCUCAUCUGAAGCACGUGGGGUGGAGCUGAGCCAGGGGAGCCCCCAACCGGGGGCGUUG
Messenger RNA from Trachemys scripta elegans, 553 nucleotides. RefSeq names its product lysyl oxidase homolog 4-like. Gene Ontology annotation, molecular function: copper ion binding; protein-lysine 6-oxidase activity. The transcript is spliced from 4 exons. Gene Ontology annotation, biological process: peptidyl-lysine oxidation. Bases 4 to 504 code for a protein of 166 amino acids. The record is from RefSeq and is a predicted model, not a curated record. NCBI's taxonomy places the organism in Eukaryota, Metazoa, Chordata, Testudines, Emydidae.